This is a messenger RNA of Acanthoscelides obtectus, 205 nucleotides long. The record is from the annotation of a GenBank genome assembly. NCBI's taxonomy places the organism in Eukaryota, Metazoa, Arthropoda, Insecta, Coleoptera, Chrysomelidae.
AGACAGUGCAAGCUCGCACACGUUGAAUUAUUGGACCAUCCUCCAUAUAGUCCUAAUGAUUUCUUUACUUUCCCGAAAAUUAAAAACAGACUGCGUGGUCAAAGGUUCCAGUCACCAGAAGAAGCAGUUGACGCAUUCAAAAAUGCCGUUUGGAUCUGCCAGCAAAUGCGUGGAAUAAGUGCUUCGAAAAUUGGUUCGAGCGCAU